Molecule: messenger RNA, 1012 nt
Organism: Alnus glutinosa
Lineage: Eukaryota; Viridiplantae; Streptophyta; Magnoliopsida; Fagales; Betulaceae
Product: cyclin-U2-1-like
Exons: 2
Coding region: 145-822 (225 amino acids)
Biological process (GO): regulation of cyclin-dependent protein serine/threonine kinase activity
Molecular function (GO): protein kinase binding
Source: RefSeq, a predicted model, not a curated record
UGCCAUUUCCCCCUUUCUUUAUGCCCCAUCACCGCUCACUGUCUCCAUUACCAACUCAUUUCCCCCCUUGUAUAUAAACCUCUCUAAACACCUUCUUCUUCUACAACUCCUCCAAACCUGGCCUUCAUCUUCAAUUGAAUACAUAUGGCUUCUUCUUCAUCUACCCUUACAAUAUCCCCAAGAAAGCUUCGAUCCGAUGUGUUUUUCUAUUCGUACCGAGAAGACUCAAACACCCCAUUGGUGAUCAAUGUUCUUGCCUCUCUCAUUGAGAGAAGUAUGGCAAGGAAUGAGAGGAUUGCCAAAAGCUGCAGAUGGGCUUUGUCCAAAGACAUCAGAACCCGGGUUUUUGACUGCCAUGAGACGCCGGACAUGACGAUCCAGUCCUUUCUAGAGAGGAUUUUCCGGUACACCAGAGCUGGACCGUCGGUUUAUGUUGUUGCAUAUGUCUAUAUCGAUCGGUUUUGCCAGAGAAAUCAAGGAUUCCGGAUCAGUGCCACAAAUGUGCAUAGGCUUCUCAUAACAACCAUCAUGGUGGCUUCCAAAUAUGUGGAGGACAUGAAUUACCGCAAUUCAUACUUUGCGAGAGUUGGGGGAUUAACAACAGAAGAAUUGAACGAGCUGGAGCUUGAAUUUGUGUUCUUAAUGGGCUUCAAAUUGCAUGUAAAUGUGAGUGUCUUUGAGAGCUACUGUUGCCACUUAGAAAGAGAAGUCAGCAUUGGAGGAGGUUACCAUAUAGAGAAGACUUUACGAUGUGCAGAAGAAAUCAAAGGGAGGCAGAAAGAAGGAAGAGGGUACAAUCAGAUUGCUCGUGUUAUGUUGUAGACUCGAAUGGGGAGUUUUACCCUUUUGUCAAUUUUAUUUACCCAUCAUGUUGGUAGGUAAUUACCGUGUACAGAGAAGUAAAUUUAGUGUCUUGGAAAUUGUUAAGGAUUUACAUGACCUUGGAGUAAUGUAAAACUAUUGUGGUUUGAUAUAGAUAAGAGGGAAAUAUAUGGUGACUUCUUUCUCUUCA